Messenger RNA from Zophobas morio, 2529 nucleotides. RefSeq names its product G1/S-specific cyclin-E-like. Gene Ontology annotation, cellular component: nucleus; cyclin E1-CDK2 complex; cytoplasm. The transcript has 11 exons. Bases 211 to 2178 code for a protein of 655 amino acids. NCBI's taxonomy places the organism in Eukaryota, Metazoa, Arthropoda, Insecta, Coleoptera, Tenebrionidae. Gene Ontology annotation, biological process: G1/S transition of mitotic cell cycle; regulation of cyclin-dependent protein serine/threonine kinase activity. Gene Ontology annotation, molecular function: cyclin-dependent protein serine/threonine kinase regulator activity. The record is from RefSeq and is a predicted model, not a curated record.
UGGACGGUGUCCGUUUGUGCAGUCCAUGAUAAAACAGUAAAAAUUAAAGUCUUAAAUCAGUGCCUUUUAAACAAAAUUAGUGUUAAAGUUGUUCUCCAAGUGUUAAAAGUAGUUUUAACGUGUUAGUGAUAGUUUUCCCUGUGCCUAGACGAUGUAAAAUACGGUUAACCCAGACCCCUACCUGUUGACAACAACACCGGGUGACCCAUUAUGGUGAAUAAAGCUCUCAUCGAACAAGCCGAAGACAAAUCUGCGAACAUGGAAGAAUCUGGCGAGAGCGAAGGCCGUAAUAACAGCUGUGCUGAGCAGAGUGGGGAUGAGAACCACAGUCAGCAGCUUAACCCUCCAGAACCACAAAAUGAGGAUGGUGAAGAGGUUCCAAGUAACAAUAACGAAAACGAGACUGAGGGCGUCCAAGAAGCGAUUUCUGUACAGAGCAACCCAUUUCCAGAGUUGGAGUCAGUUGAAAGUGGGUGUAAACCUCUUGCAGACACCCUUUCCAUCGGUAGUUCUAAAUCUGGUCAGGACAUCCUAGAGGAGACUCAUUGCAUUGAAACUCUGCCGUCUUCAGACUCCAAUAAAGAAAAUAUUGAUAGCAACGUUCUCCAUGCGAGUUACAUAGAAUUCGAACCUCCCGUCACCUACAGCGACUACGACAACACCGACGACAUCCCCCUACUCCAAUUAUUAAAAAUCCACGGAAAACACUUGGUCUCGGGGUUCGAAUUUGGGGAAGCCACGAAACGUCGAGCCCAAGAGAACAUGAAAACCGCACGCGACAAAAAGAAGGGUGAGAGCAGAAGAAGUGAAGAACUCACUCUGACUGACAUUCUGCAGGAAGAACCCACUGAAAUGAGUAAAGCCUGCUGCUCUAAAACCUUGUCAGAAACCGAGCACAAAACCCCUCAUUCGCGCAAACGCCAAAGACUCGCAGAAUCCAGGGUCAAUGUCGCGACUUCUGAGGACUUUUCAAAAGCGACACGUCGGGUUCCUGAAUGUCUUCUCAAAUAUCCAGAGUGCAAAGAAGUUUGGAUGUAUAUGAUUUUUAAAGAGGAGGCUGCCCACAAGCUGCGCAAUCCGCGUCUUUUUAACGAUUUUAAGAGUGUGACGCCUAGAAUGAGGGCGAUUCUUCUUGACUGGUUAAUGGAAGUGGCGGCCGUUUACCACUUAAGAAGAGUAACUUAUUAUUUGAGUGUUGAUUAUUUUGAUCGUUUUUUGUCAAUACGACCUGAUAUACCAAAAAGUUUGUUACAAUUAGUGGGGAUUACUUGCUUGUAUAUAGCUGCUAAAGUUGAGGAGAUUUACCCCCCGAAUUUGUCUGAGUUUUCUUAUGUGUGCGACGGCGCAUGUAAAGCUAAGGAGAUGGUGUCCUGUGAACUUUUGAUUUUAAAUAGUUUAGGCUGGGAGGUCGUUCUUACAACACCAACUGAUUGGCUGAACUUAUAUAUGCAGUUACAUUUCAAAACUAAUGACAUAGUCCGUUUCGGUCUGAGUUUGGAUUUCAACAGGGACUUUAUUUUUCCCCAAUAUUCAGCCUUCCAGUUCACACGGGCAUCCCAACUGAUGGAUUUGCUGUCUCUAGAUCCAGGUUUCUUGAAGUUCAGUUACAGCGUCAUCGCUGCAGCUGCGAUGUUCUACAUGUAUGGAGAAAAUAUAGCCCUUAAUGUCUCAGGUUUGUCCUGGGAACAGUUAAAACCCUGUGUUAACUACAUGGAAGUUUUUAAUAAAAUAAUCGAAGAUGCCCCAGAUCCUCGCCUGCUGUCUUGUUUAGGGGGUCCUCACCCAGAAGAGGCGAACCGUUCGUCCGGUUCGUCAAGGUUGGCACAAAGUAGCCCACAGAACGAAAAUUACUCAUUCCAGACACACGUAGCCAGCAUGGAGUACUUUGAAAAAGCUACUAUUUAUCGCCUGUCGUGUCACACGCGUUCAUCGGAAGGGUCAAGUCAGCCGACGACCCCCGAAGUCGCCCGAAGUGACAACGAAGCUGAAGACAACGGCGUUAACGAAGGACAGGAAGAUGAUAUUAGCCCUAGUUUAGAGUUAAAUUCGUUAGAAGAACUCACCAGAGGCGAGGAGAUCCCGGAAUUGAGCGGUGACGAGAAUUUGAUGAGUUUAGACGAAAUUUUCGAACUGAUUUUGAGUCAAGAUGAUACGAAAAGUACAAAUGAAGAUUGUUAAUUCCGGUUGUGAAGUCGUUUGUAGAGGUUUAAAUAUUAUGAUUAAAAAAAUUAAGUUGGUUGGGAAUUAAGUCUCAGGUUUCUGUACAGUUACGGCGGUUUGGCCUCUAAAGUUGUAUUUAGUGUUUUUAGUGUUCGUCACCUUUUGUAAUUAAUUAUUCUGUGAUCAAUAGUGUUAAUAUUGAGAUGACUAUGGUUUUAAAGUUCUUAUAGUUAUGACGUGUUUAGUAAUAGGUAAAAGCAAUAGUAAAUGGAUUAAUUAUACAUAUUUUUGAGAUCUCACGUUGUAAAUUGUUUUAAAAUGUUUGUAACACUUGUGUUUUUAGUUUUAAAGCGGACCAAAAAGAGAAGA